Messenger RNA from Yamadazyma jaroonii, 1458 nucleotides. Lineage: Eukaryota; Fungi; Ascomycota; Pichiomycetes; Serinales; Debaryomycetaceae. The record is from the annotation of a GenBank genome assembly.
AUGAAAUGGUAUUAUUCUCCUAUAUCAAUACGAUUUGUUAAUGAUAGAGAGAAUCAUGCUACUUCAGGGAUUAAUCUCAUAUUGAAAAAUAAAGAUUUGGUCUUAUUAGAAUAUAAUUUGACCAUUAAUGUCAUCCCUAUAAAAUCACUUAAAUCAUUCAAGAUCUAUAUUUCCAAUAGUAAGUUCAUGAAUAAUGAUACCAAUGAGAUAAUAUGGUACCAAACAUCAAUAGAUUUCAAUCUUCCGUUAUCUUCGACUACAGAUUUCCUUCAUAACUUCAAAAACCUGGGAUUCAAUAUUCUACCCCAAGAUAAACUAACAUCAAGUUUAUUCACUUCAAUUGUUAACUUAUCGGCGAAACUUCAAGACAAGCUCGAUUAUAAACCUUUAGAAUUCAUUGAAACUAAGGAUCAUUUACCCAUUGAUGUGAUAUCAUUCCCGUUCAAUUUCACUACUCCUUUACUUUUCUCAGAAUUCAAAAGUAAUGGAUUUAUCAAUUAUUUCAUCCCCGAUGGUUACUUGAGUGAUAUAAAAUAUUUGGAGAAUUCUCUAGGAUCGGUUGUUACAAGUAAAGAAGGGUCAGUUGGACUUGUGAUGGGAAAUUUGAAAAAAUUCAAUGGUGAUGGAGAUUUGAUUAUAAUUGUAUCGUGGAAAACCAUUUGGAACGUCAUUAAUAAUAAAUUCCCUAACAAUUCCCUCGUACCUAAUAAAUUAUCUUCUUUAAUGGAACAACCUCCGGUAUCUUCCCAUACUAAUUCUGUGUUACCUAUUUUGGUAACUGGUCAGACGACCACUUGGGGUUCUUGUAUUAUUUUCAAUAAUCAAUACCUUAUAACAAACCAUCAUGUCAUAAAACCUUUCCUAUCUGGUGGAUCAUUAACUGUUUACCUAAGCAAUGAUCAGAUUAUCAUCAAGGACAAAUCAUCCAUAAUCACACCUUUUGAUACUUUAGAUAUCUCCAUGAUAAAACUAUCGUUGAUCGAUCAGUUUAAAAUCAUGAAUUCCGGAAAUAAACCUUGUAAGUACACCACGGAUUACAAAGUAGAUGAUGAAGUGUCAGCUGUAGGUUAUGGAUUAUUUUUCCAUCCGGAUUAUUGUCAACCCAUAAAGAGUUUCGGUCAAAUAACUAACAUAAAACAAUUGAAGCUUCCUGAGCCCACAAAUGCAUUGAUAAAUACAUCCUCAUCAUGUUGGAACGGAUCUUCUGGAGGUGGAUUGUUCAAGAAUGAACAACUCAUAGGUAUAAUAUGCUCCAAUGCUCAAGUCAAGUAUCUUGAUUUGACCACCAAUAUCGAACAACUGGAGAAACUUACCAAAUUGUCGUUCAUUCUACCCAUAGAUGUAAUAUUGAAGAUAUUUCAUAAAGAAUUAGAGAUGACAAAAGAUUUUGAAGAUUUAUGGCAACUUUUACCCAAGCAUAAAGAUAUAAUACAAUUGAAAUUACCAUCGAAAUUAUGA